Anolis carolinensis (green anole) is the source of this 1910-nucleotide messenger RNA. It is a transcript of the gene c1h8orf74, whose product is annotated as chromosome 1 C8orf74 homolog. Bases 93 to 986 code for a protein of 297 amino acids. The transcript has 4 exons. Lineage: Eukaryota; Metazoa; Chordata; Lepidosauria; Squamata; Anolidae. The record is from RefSeq and is a predicted model, not a curated record.
UCUUCCAGCGGAACCUGUCACUUUCCCCUUUCAUUCCAUGGUUUUGUGCAUCAGAAGCCAAGGUCUCCUAGCAACUGAUCUCACCAAGGAGGAUGGCCAGCUUAACUGCUGAAGGUGUCGAGACUGUUUUCCGGCUGCCGCAACUAAGUGCUCGCCAAUAUCUGAGAGAUUUACUGGACUGGACGGAGUUUGAUGAAAUCAGGGAGUUGCGCCGAAGCAUCCACCUGGACAUCUAUUACUGGAGCAUUGUGUUUGCCGCUGAGAAAGGUUUCUCUUGGCCGGCCGUGGCAGAAGUGGCCAACUUGACUGGGCAGCUCUUGGAGAAAACCAAAGGUGUGUCCCCUUUACAAGCCAUUCAAGUCCUGCAAGAGAAACUUGUCAACUUUCAGGUGAAGUUGUCCCCAACCCAGUUGCGUGCUGUCCUCGAUUACUUCCACAAUACGUUCAUCAAGCACUACUGGCUCUAUCAGUUUGUACUGACCCGGGAAAGAAACUGCUGGCAGUCCUUUGACAGUCUGGAGGUCUAUGUGCCCCCCAGCCCUUUACCCCUGAGUGAAGGCAUGGAGCUGGAAGCCUGGAAGUUCGAGCAGCAGGUGUCUGCCCUCUGUGCGGCCGAAGACGAAAAGCGGGCCAGCGUGGCACGCAUCCGGGAGACCCUAUGGGCAAAGAAAGAAGAGCUACUGCAAGAAGUGUACAGGAGUGUCGAAAGGCAAACCGGUGGCCUCAGCAGAGAGGAUUUAGUUUUCCUCGUCAGAGAAGCCAUUAAAGCCCAGCUCCAGACGCUCCAGGAGAUCAUCCAGCAUGAGAUUGAGACCACCUUUGAAAUCUUGCAGCUCAGGCUCCAGAAGAAGACCCUGAUGCUAAACCCGCCACCUAUCUACCCCCCAAUUCCGACGCCAGAAAGCCAGAAAGAGGGCAAAGUUAAGAAGAAAUCGUCGGAAAGUAAGCACAAAGGGGAGGACAAGAAGCCAAAGAAGAAGAAGUAGUAAUCCGCAACAAAGCUUUUACAUUACAAUUCAUUUGUAAUCCAUUGGAAAGGAAAUUGGCAGAUUUUGGGAAAGUUCCUACCAUUUCUAGAAUUCCCCAACUCCAUGCUGGCUGGAGGAUUUCCGGGAGUUGUAGUUUAAGAAAGCAAGGUUUCUAUGCUGUGGAAGUUUGAACAUACUUAUGUAAAGGCAACCAGUGAUUCUAAGUGACUCUACAUUUUUUCAAGAGGAGGACCCAAAAUGGGUUCAGUACCUCAGACAGCUCCUUGAAAAUGCAGAGUUGCUCUCAUAAAACCCAAUGAGAAGCUAAGGAGCCCUUUGACUUUUAUCUUCCACUUUCCUAAUUUUUUUCAUAAAACUCAAUAAGAAGCUAAGAAGCCCUUUGACUUUUAUCUUGCUAAUUUUUUGGGCUCUGUCUCUGAGAUGCCAAUAUGGCAUUUGAUUUAUACCAGCCGUAAAUCACUCCUCCCUAAAAAAGGAAAAAAACCUCUCAAUAGAAGAUUCAUAUAUAUCAGCGAGAGCAAUUCAAGUUGAAUCUUUUUGAUAGCCAUGUAUUACUCCAGGUAGAACUAAUAUAUCUAUAUCGAAAUAUCUAUUCUUCUUUUCCAUUCCCACAGUCUUAAAUAGUAAAAUCCUGAAACAGAUUUACCAGAUCAGUAAGGACAAGACUUAAAUCUCUCUUCUCCCAGAUAUAGGUGUCUAUGAGCAUAAAAACUGCAAAUUGUAUCCCUAAAGGUUUGCCAAGGUUUGGAAAUUACUACACAGGGCUUUAAAAUGAGAGGUUUGCCUACUUUUGUUUACAUUAGCCCUUGAGAUGCCCCAUCUUCGUUGCUGCAAGAUGCUCACUGUGGUUUCUGUCCCUGUUUUCUUGAUGCCCCGUGGCAGCGUUUCCAAAUAAACUCAAUAUUUGAUUUUGCUUUUUAA